Pungitius pungitius (ninespine stickleback) is the source of this 4094-nucleotide messenger RNA. RefSeq names its product phosphatidylinositol-4-phosphate 5-kinase, type I, beta b (gene pip5k1bb). Bases 1381 to 2979 code for a protein of 532 amino acids. The transcript is spliced from 15 exons. Gene Ontology annotation, biological process: phosphatidylinositol phosphate biosynthetic process. Gene Ontology annotation, molecular function: 1-phosphatidylinositol-4-phosphate 5-kinase activity. The record is from RefSeq and is a predicted model, not a curated record. Gene Ontology annotation, cellular component: plasma membrane. NCBI's taxonomy places the organism in Eukaryota, Metazoa, Chordata, Actinopteri, Perciformes, Gasterosteidae.
GUAAAUAUGGCUCAAAAAUGAACUGAUUAAGUUUUUGUGGUUAAAGGUCAAUGUGAAAUCAGCCCCAUCAUUACAAACACACUAUCUACCUGAGAAGUUCCUGUCAAAGGUCAUAGCUAGUAAAUAUAUUGUGUCCCUUUAGUCCAGUAGUCAUAUCAAAGACCACAGGUUUUCCUUGGUUGUUCUCAGAGAUGCCACUCCCAGCUUUGCCCAGCUUUGCCUGUGUAAAUCUGUAGAUUCCAUGCGUAGCUGGUUUUUGCAGCCUGCCCAGAUUUGUUUACUACCCAGGCUUACUGGGUAUGUAUUGUUGGAAAGGGAAAAGGACGAGACGUUCAUUGUCAUCUCUGGGUUGAACAUCAGUGGAAGGCGCUGCACCCAUCUAUCACAGUCAUCCCUGAUGAGGGCAAGCUUGUCAGAUCUUGAUCUGGUAUCUCUUGAAAACUCUUGAUAUCAUGUGAAAGGUCUGAAGUGACAGUGGCCUCAUUGAGUGAUCUGCACACCCCAGCAAUGCCUGUUUUUGUUUGGAUUGACAGGGUCGAAACCGCCCCUACCAAAACAAAGGUCAUCAUUUCAAACUGAGCAUUUUAUUAUUUAGUGAACAUUUUGUAUUUUGUUGAAAUAGAGGUUCCUGACAAAGUCAAAAAGCCUUGAUGCAUAAAAACAAAAUGAUGUGCUUCUAUUAUGCAUUUUAAAUUUAAAACAGGUCAGUGUCGAGCCUAACACAAUCAUUUUUUGACUGUAGGAUGAAGUCACAUGCAACACUGUUCCUUUUAUUUAAUUGUUUUGCAAGCCUCCACCACCUCCUGUCUAUUAUUAUUUGAUUAUGUCUCUGCCUUAACUUUUAUAUCAUGCACAAUGAACUAAGAUGUGAAUUAAAAGAUGCAAAGGUUUUUUAAUUCUGAUACAUUUGGGAGAGAUUUACUAAAGAUUUACAAAACACACAAGACGCAGAUUCCAACUCCCGUGUCGGCCUGCAGGGGGCACGUGGGAGCCGCGUGCGUGUAUCCAGUGGUGCACAGAAAGGUUGUGCUUGGAGAGGCAGGGACGCAGACUCACGCAGGACUCCUCGCUGCUCCGAGAGGAGGAGAGACUCCUCACUUCACCUUCAGCGUGUGGGGGAAACGCACCACGUAGAGCCAAUCGAUUAGUUUAUUUAACGCGCAUUCAUUCAUUCUACUGAGGAUCGAGUGCUGCUGGACUUCAGCCCACGAGACACUAAAGGGAACCUUUUAUUUCUAACCGACUACUACGCAGAAGGAGACGAUUUGCUGCAGAGGGUCCCCUUGCAGAUCCAAGCCUUCUGAUGUUGGCUGACAUUGGGGAACAAGAGAUGUCGCCCUGAUUGCUGUUUUGUUGGGGCCCAGCUUUACAUUACGCAAAAUGUCUACCACAACGGAAAGUGGGAUGGCAGGGCCUUGGAACACAAGCAGAGAGAAAACGUACAAAAAGACCACGUCAUCGGCCUUGAAGGGGGCCAUUCAGCUCGGUAUUGGCUACACCGUGGGCAACCUCACCUCCAAGCCUGACCGAGACGUGCUUAUGCAAGACUUCUAUGUAGUGGAGAGUGUCUUUUUGCCCAGUGAGGGAAGCAACUUGACCCCGGCCCAUCGCUAUCCUGACUUCCGUUUCAAGACCUAUGCUCCGCUGGCCUUCCGCUACUUCAGGGAUCUGUUUGGCAUCAAACCAGACGACUACCUGUACUCCCUGGUUAAUGAGCCUCUGAUUGAGCUCACCAACCCCGGAGCCAGCGGCUCCCUCUUCUACCUAACCAGCGAUGACGAGUUCAUCAUUAAAACCGUCCAGCACAAAGAGGCCAAGUUUCUCCAGAGAUUACUGCCUGGAUACUAUAUGAAUCUGAACCAGAAUCCGCGAACACUGCUGCCCAAGUUCUAUGGACUGUACUGCAUCCAGUCCGGAGGCAUCAACAUCCGACUGGUGGUGAUGAACAACGUGUUGCCACGCUCCGUCAAAAUGCACUACAAAUACGACCUGAAGGGAUCCACCUACAAGAGACAAGCGUCCAGGAAAGAGAGAGAGAAGGCGUGUCCCACCUACAAAGACCUGGACUUCCAGGACAUGCACGAAGAAGGUCUUUACUUUGACCCGGAGACGUACAACAACCUGAUGAAGACGCUGCAGAGAGACUGUCGGGUGCUGGAGAGUUUUAAGAUCAUGGACUACAGCCUGCUGCUGGGUGUGCAUGUCCUGGACCAGAGUCACCGAGAGGGGGCUGAGCUGGGCCAGGCAGGGGGGGACGGGAGGAGACCUGUGGGUCAGAGGGUCCUUUACUCCACUGCCAUGGAGUCCAUCCAGGGAGAUGGCAAGGCUGCAGAAGCCCUCACCACAGACGACACGAUGGGUGGCAUCCCAGCCAAAACACCCAAGGAAGAAAAGCUGUUCAUAUUCCUUGGUAUCAUUGAUAUCCUACAGUCAUACAGGUUCAUUAAAAAGUUGGAACACUCCUGGAAAGCCCUGGUGUACGAUGGCGACUCCGUCUCGGUGCACCGGCCCGGCUUUUAUGCAAGCCGCUUCCUCAAGUUCAUGAGCACACGGGUCUUCAGAAAGACUCUGCCACUGCGAUUCUCCCCUUCAAAGAGGACUCGUACGUCCAUCCCGGCCCUGAAGUCGUCCUCACAGGAGAUCCUUUCAAUGCAUGCAGAUGAGAGGAAAAGGGAGGACAGGAGGGACAGGCUGGGAGGGGCCUGCAGCCUCGCUAGUCUGGACGGACAAGCUGUGUUUGGCUCGUACCUGCGUCCAGAUCUGGUCCCUGCCAACCCGUCCCUCUACGAGGGCUCCUCCAUGGGAACCAACUCCUCCAUCUUUGUCAACGUGGACAACCACACACAGAAAAGAGCGGACGCUGCAUCCAGCUCCACGUUUACCCUGGAAGACAGUGCCAUCUGCCUCACUUCAGAGCAGAGCACCAUGGAUGUGGACUUAGACCGGGAUGACGGAUCGGUUCUCGAUGUCUAUUUGUGAAAAGAUCAGCUUUACAACUUUCAUUUCUCUUGCCAAAUCAAGACAAUCACCACACUCCAUUGGCCGGGCCGGGCCGACUCCACUUCCAGUGCUGCUAGAUCCAUGUUGCCACAUGUAUUGCCAACACAUAAAAAUAAUCUUCGAUUGUCCUCUGGUUGAUGGACUAAAAGAAGAGACCAACAAGAGUCCCAGCGAUGGACACCUGCAGUAACCAUGUGAUGAACAUCAUGCUUAACUGAGUGUCCACGCAGUGCCAUUAAGUUUUAUAUAUGUAUACUGUUUUCAUGGCCUACACAAAGAUCUGAAUAUUUACUACAUUGCAGAGGAGGGAGAGGGUAGAUAGAUUUCUUUAAUUUUUUUUUUCUUUCUGCUGACCAGGAAAAAAAUGAAAAAGAGCAUUUCAAUGUUUGCCACUGCACACGUUGUGGAUCAAAGAAAUGUUUACAGUGACUUUAUGAUGGCAUCUUUGUCCCUCAAGACACAAGCUCACAGCCAACAGAUAAGAAAAGACUCAAAUGAACAGACUUGAUGGAUCCCGUACUACGUGCUGCCCGGACAGAGCUUCUGUGAAGGGAAGUGAGGUUACUGGAUCUUGGAUGAGGCAACGAAGCAGAGGGAUGAUGGACCAGAUCUUGAUCAAAAGGCAAUAUUGACAUUGGUUAUGAUCACUGUAAGACAUAUUUCUUCUCUGAAGAUGUUGCUUUGGUGGGUGGGCUACUUUACUAAAGCACAGAUUUGCAUAUGUGAUAGCACUUUUUUUUCCUCUUUAUACUCUUCAAUGCACACCUUUGUCAGUCAUUGAAUCUACAUAGAACAGUGAAGGACAAUUGUAGAUUAUUUUUGAUGUGGAGCAAAUAGGUUUUUUUGUCAUGACUGAAGAUGCUUUCACUCAGGAUAUCCUUUGACACUGAAGUGUGUCCUUUUGAAGAAGUAAGGAGUCAUGCCUAAGCUAUCGAUACCUCUUCAUCAAGACCAUAUUCAACUAUAAAUGUUGAAUUCCACCAUUUAUUGUGUAAAUCUCUACCAUUUGCUAAAAGAAAAUGUUUAAUCGCUGAAUGUAAAGACAAUGCAUAUUUAUAUUUAGAGACUCCUACAAAUAAACUGCUUAAACUUCA